Molecule: messenger RNA, 954 nt
Organism: Knipowitschia caucasica
Lineage: Eukaryota; Metazoa; Chordata; Actinopteri; Gobiiformes; Gobiidae
Source: the annotation of a GenBank genome assembly
AUGUCGCAGGUUGAAGGCCCAGAAAGCAUCGCGUUCAGCAGUGAAGUAGAUUACGAGAGCUUGCCGCCGCAUGUGCCUGUGAUGAUCCACAUGACAGCGGGAGCCGUGGCUGGAAUACUGGAGCACACCGUGAUGUACCCUGUGGACUCUGUCAAGACGAGGAUGCAGAGUCUGCAGCCAGAUCCAAACGCACAGUACAGAAGUGUGUAUGAAGCACUGAAACGCAUCGCCCGGACCGAAGGCUUCUGGAGACCUUUUAGGGGCCUCAACAUCACCAUACUGGGAGCUGGACCAGCACAUGCUCUAUACUUUGCCUGCUACGAACGAGUCAAACGGCCAUUAAGUGAUGCUAUUCAGAACGGACGAAACAGCCAUCUAGCAAAUGGUAUGGCGGGUAGUGUUGCCACAGUUCUACAUGAUGCUAUAAUGAAUCCAGCAGAAGUGGUGAAGCAGAGGAUGCAGAUGUAUAAUUCCCCUUACCGGGGUCUUUGGGACUGUGUCCGGACUAUAACUCACUCAGAAGGAGUCGGAGCCUUUUACCGCAGCUACAGCACCCAGCUGACCAUGAACAUCCCGUUUCAGGCUGUCCACUUCAUCACAUAUGAGCUCAUGCAAGAACAGUUGAACCCCAACAGACUGUAUCAUCCAGGCUCUCACAUUCUGUCAGGGGCAGCAGCAGGAGCUAUCUCUGCCGCAGUAACCACGCCUCUGGACGUGUGCAAAACAUUACUCAACACACAGGAGAAUGUAGCACUGGACUCCAUGAACAUUAGUGGGCACUUGUCAGGCAUGGCUAAUGCCUUCAGGACAGUGUACAGGCUGGGGGGCAUGGCUGCUUUCUUUAAAGGGGUCCAAGCAAGAGUGAUAUAUCAGACUCCCUCAACUGCGAUUGCGUGGUCUGUGUACGAGUUCUUUAAAUACUUCUUAACAAAGCAGCACCGGGAGGAGGACUAG